Planococcus citri (citrus mealybug) is the source of this 1545-nucleotide messenger RNA. RefSeq lists its product as uncharacterized. Bases 123 to 1394 code for a protein of 423 amino acids. The record is from RefSeq and is a predicted model, not a curated record. The transcript has a single exon. Lineage: Eukaryota; Metazoa; Arthropoda; Insecta; Hemiptera; Pseudococcidae.
UACCACUAUCUUAUCGCAACAAACUCUCGUGUCCGUUACCGAUACGAAAUUUCAUUUUAGAACCAGUUGUGCUUUAUCGCAAACUUGUGUUAAAACUUACCUAUCGAGUCUCGUGAUUGAAAAUGAAUACAUUCGAGUGGCUAAAUCGUUUCGUAUUUCGCGAUUAUUUCUCGAAAACCGAGUACUUUCGGAAUGGAUAUUCGUUCAAAUGUUUCGAACCCGAGAAUUCCAAAUUAUUGGAUGGAUUUUCUACCGAUGGAUUAUGCGGUCGUAUUGUUUACGUAGACGUCAACGGUCAAGAAUAUCGUACCAAGUCGAUGAUCAUCAAAACAAUGCUAGCGACUGAUUUCCGCACAAAGUACGUAGAGUUAGCUUUCUCCAACGAAUCCUUCGUGUACACAGUCGUCGUACCAUUUUUCGCCAAACUGGACCCUUCUAUCGUUAAUUUAUUCCCCAAGUUUUACUACCAGUGCCUAUCGCUGCAAAAUGAAGACGAACGAGGCUCGAUUGUUUUGGAGAAUUUGAUCGAAUCCGGUUACAAAUUACCCAAAUCCAAAGUAUUCUUGGACUCGACUCAUUUGAAAUUAAUUUUAAAGAAACUAGGCGAAUUCCACGCGUAUUCGUACCAAGCCAAGAAAACUCAUCCCGAGAUAUUCGCCAAUAUCGCCGCCAACUUGAUCGAAACUCAUCACACGUGUACUCUGGAAACACCUUCACAUUAUUACGAUACUCUGAACGAGAAGUACUUCCAGACUUUAUCCAUCGACGUCGAUCCUCGAUACCGGAAUAAACUUCUAGAAAUUCGUGAAAUAUUAAAACAUCCGAUCGAAUUCUUCGAGGAUAUUUUCACCUCCUGCGAAGAACCCGAAGCUGUGAUUUGUCACGGUGAUUUCCUCAGGAAUAAUUUACUAUUCAGGUAUAACGCCGAAGGAAUCCCAGUCCAGGUCAAGUUCAUCGAUUUAGCAAAUUCUCGGUACUGUUCGCCGAUUGUCGAUUUGGCCACCAUAUUGUACAUGAACACAGACCAGAAUACCAGAGAUUUGUAUUGGGAUGAGUUGAUCGACGAGUAUUACAAUUCUUUGAAGAAUACCUUCCCCGAAAACGACCUUGUUCCUAGUGAAGAUCAGAUAAUGGAGCAAUUCAAACGUAAAUCUUUGUUGGGAUAUCUGAGUGUUUCGUUUUUCAUACCUUAUAUGCUGGAGUAUGAAAGUAAUCCUAGAACGGAUUGGUUAACGUCGUUGUUUUCGCCCGAGUUCGAAGAGUACAAGGAGCUGAGUUGGUGGGUCGUUCCUGGCGAGAUUUCGGCUCGUGUUAUUUUGAAAAUGGCCAAGGAAGAGAGAGUUGCGAUGGUGACUGAUGUUUUAAAAGAUAUUAUUGAUAGAGGUUUCGUGUAAAUUUUUCAUUCGUUGGUCAUUGUUUUGUAUCUGAUUUAUUGUAUGUAUUUUUUAGAGUUAAUUUACCUACCGGGAUAACCAUUUUACUUGUAUUUUUUAUGGUCAUUGUACUGUUUCAAUAUUUCUGUGUGAAUAAAGUUGGAAAUUAGUA